CACCUGUGUUGGAUUAAUAGCAAGCAGGGUUUGCAAGCAACACUUUUAUUUCGAAGAAUAUUCACCUGUUCUGGUAUUAAACAGGAUGAGCAGUCAUUUCUAUUUAAUGCUAUUUGUUUUCAUUCUCACAGUGCAAGCUGAAAAUGGAGACCUGCAAGGUUAUCCCUAUCCGUCCCCGCCAGCAGCAGCAGAAGUUCCAGUCUCAAUAGAGUCUGUGUCUAAAGAGCACAACAACAAAGGUCAUGGUGGAGCAGUAACAAUGCCCACAGAGAAUAGCCACCUCCAGACUGUGGCUGUAAGUGCAUCCCCAGGGACAGAUUUGUUCCAUACGCCACAUGAAAGGCACAAUUUCACGAACGCCACAACUGCUGAAGAUGCAAUUGCUGCUUCAUCAACUGGAGGCUUUGUUUGGAAAGAGGACUCCGAUUUACCUAUGCCAGCUGAGGCCACUGAAGCAAAUCUCACAUUGAUCUCUAAUUAUGAAGCUCUAUUUGAAUCGAUGAAGAAUGGCACCGUGAUGCCUGUGGCUUAUUUGUCCAAAGGCGUGGAGGAAGAGAAAGAGGAAGCCUCAGAAUUGCCGCUUCACUCUCUACUUGUUAACAGGAAUCAAAGAAUCGCUGAGUCUAUCACUCUUAUGUCCACACGACGGAGGCUGGAAGUACCUAUGGUGACUGCCACUCGUCCUCACAUAAUUGAUAACUGGGCCAAGUCAAAUGACAAUGAGGAAAAACGAGGCCAAGACGCAGAUGAAAAUGGGAUUUUGGAAUUGAGUGAGUCAGAAUCCAUCUUGCGUGACAGAAAGGAAGUUUCUUUGACUACGGAGCGCGUGAUGACAAACAUGUGUUUGAAUUGCCUGCAAGAAAAAAGGCCACCGUCAACAGAAGAAAUGGCUGUUCUGUCUGCGUUGUUCGACCGAGGCAGCUCACUCAGUCUUGGAGGAAAUGGAAAUAUGCUUACUGUAAACUCCAGUCACCACAAGGCCUCAAUGCCGAGCUCAUUUGAAGCGACAACAAAGAAACAAGAGGACAGAACAGUAGUAUUUGAUGGUGCCAAAACAUCCAAAAAGAACACAUUUGAUUUCCCUGUAAAUCUUUUGGAUGGGCUAGAUUAUGAGUUCAUACCACCCCUUUCCUCAUUAAACUCUGAAAUGAAUCUCAGUAAAACCAUGUUGAAUGAUUCAUUUGCUAGUACAUCUUUCUCAAACUCGGGAACGAUUGAAGUCAAGGCAAACACAACCAGAACAGUGUUUCUUACUUCAAAGUUGGAAAAUAUGACAGUUUCCAGAUUGAGUGAUAUUAGCAAAUAUUUUGAUAAAAGGUUGUUAUCAACAACCAGCAUGCCUUAUCCUUUAACUUCAGAGAUCUUUCACACUUUAUUAUUAUCAUUGAGAGAUAAAGAAGAAAAGAUAUCUGGGAAGACUGUGAAUCUCAGAAACCAGUCAGAAUUGGUUUCUCAAAUCCAAGAUAAUUCAUCUGUAAAACUACAAAACAUAUCCUCCAGUUUACUUCAUAGUUUUCUUGGCAAUCACACGUUGGCGGGUGUUGACAUUACAAAUAAGGACACAGAGUUUAGUUUAGAAAAUGGGGGAGGGGAAGAGCGGGAGCAUGCUGUUGGGCAAGUUAUGACAAUUCCUCUCACCAAUGCUCCAUCUCCUGUCCAUGUUCUCUCUGACCAGAACAUUGAAAACAGUGGGAUUAAUGACCCCAACAGUGGGGUUAAUGACCCCAUCAGUGGGGCUAAUGACCCCAACAAUGGAUCAAUGAUAAGUGGUAUGCUAGACUCGUUUAAUUCUCUCUUUAGCCAAGCUCGUGAAAUAAUCACAUCAAAAAGCCACACCACUGACCACAUUGACGAAUCAGCCUUGCCUAUGAGAAUGCCAUCAAUCGAAAGCCAAAGUGCAGCAACAUCCUUCCGCUCUACGAGGCAGACCACGGCAGCUGUCAAAGUUCCUCCUGCCUCUCAGGCUCUGACAGGGAGUGCGAAAUCUUUGAUGUCUGUGUUGAGUACCACUGGCCACCUGCCAGCACAGCCCAGUGUUCUGUUCAAAGAGCAGCAGCCUAUGAGCCUCCUGCCAGACGUCCCUAACAUGCAACGUGCAUCUGUAACUAUGAUGAGAACAUUGUCCAAAAAGCCAUAUUCUAAGAGUGCCGACAAUGCAAACGGUAUCGAUAAACGGACUGCGCCUCCAGUUGUUUUGUCACAGACAGUGAAGCCAAGUGCUAAAGUAAAUGCUCAGUUGCCCAGAACAACAGAGAAAGGACUUACGCUUUCCGCAAAGCGUAUUUCUGAAACCACAAGUAAGUUAGACAUUUAUGUGUCCGCCAUGAUGACGACAACAACACACGUCGAUGUGAAAAGGUCAACCGAGCAAAGACUUGCCGUAGGUCGCGGUGACAUCAAGUCGAGUGGUGACACCUUUCGAAUCUCUGCCGACAGUGCUGGGAACCUUGAACCACCUAAAGAAUUGAAGAGUGUGAACAUACCAAAGCUGAAAAACAACAGAGGACAGGAGUCUGACUUCUCUCAGCCUCAAGGUUCUCUUGAGGAGGUGACAGAAAUGACAAUGGACAAGAGCAGUACUGUUCACCAUGGGAUAAUGAAAACCACAGAAAGGCUGGCUCGAGAGGAAAAACGCACUUCUCCAAACAUGUCUCCCUCCCAUCUUUUAAUGAAACUGUUGGGAGCAACGGCAAGAGACAUUCAUCGGGCUGAAAAUCUCUCUGAAUCGCUGGAAGAAGAAAAUAAGUCAUUCUCCAGCCAAGCGCCAAGUCAUAAAAUGCCAGUGCAGACUGUGAUAACCCCAAGCCAGACACUAUCACGAAUGGUAUCUUUUAAUAAGAAACCACAUAUUGUGUCCAAACCACAGCAAAUCUCUGCCCAUAGGGUCACGCUUACAAAAUAUGCCGAUGCGUCGACAAAACAUAAGCAGAGCAAUCAGCAAAGACACUCAACAAAAGGUCAAAAACAAGUAUUCAUGACGACUUCCUCGCGAAGCACAGGCCCUCCAAAUCAAAUCAGAAAUGUGAAUGUAACAUUUAACGUCUCCCCAGACAGUGUGAAAUCAACAUUCUCUACACCUCACAGUGUUGGAAAUCUGUUUUCACUUAGCCCUGCAAAAUCAUUCAUCCCAGUUGGGCGGUCAACUAUUCAGCCUAAUAUUGCAGUAAAGACAUCUACUUCCCGUCCAUCAGUAAUUCAACAUGUUUCAGCUCAAAAGCAUCACAUCAGCAUUUCGACAUCGACAACAUCGGGAAACUCAGUCUCUCAGUCCAUAAGUGUCGGAAAACAUCUACAGCGUGUAGGACCGGCGACACCUCUCUUUGACAUUGUUAAAGAGGACGUCGUGACCUCUGACAUCACUGAGGCAUUAAAGGGGAGCCACCUUGUUCCCCUCUUACCGCCUCGUCCGUAUAAUGACACAUCGACUAGUCCACCCACCGACAAUUACUCGCCCACGGGGCCACUUACCGCCAGCCUGGCUUUGCAUCAUCGCCAAGGGCAAUCUUCUUCUGAGAUAAUGGCUUUCGGCGCUCCAUCUCAAAGCCAAUGGGACUCGUUUACAGAUUCGGAGGAGAAAGAGGAACGGCAUUCAAAUGCCUCGCAUGCUUCUGCCGAUAAUGAGCAAAUAAGCCCUUCAGAGGCUCCAAUAGUGCAUGAAGUGAAAAGUGAGCAUUCUGGGUUUAGCACAUGGGCGGCGCCGCUCGCUACCGAUAGUUCAGCUGUCACCAGCCACAUUAACUUAACUCAAUCACGACCUGAUGAGACCAUGGGAUUGAGGGCCAAGGAACCCGCCCUGCCACGUGCACUACUGCACCAGACCACUAAUGGGGUCGGGAAUGACCAUGCUUUGUCUGGAGUAAGUCCAGCGCAUGAGUCUGGUAGAAAGCUCCUGGGGUCUGGGAGUGGGUCAGAUCCAUUGGCCUUGCACCAGAGAAUUGGGAUAUCAUCCCCUGAUCUCCUCACUGGAUUAGCGGUCAUUUACGAUGAUAUUUGUGCCACUGGAAACUACACGGCCGAGAUGAACUUGAACCUGGAGCGCGACGUUCUGCCCGGAGACUUGGUCCCGGCUCUGGGGAUUCUCCAGGUGGUCAUCAACCUGAAAACCAACAACAGCCAGGUGAACCUAGAGAUAAAGUCCUGCUGUCUCUCGCCCACUGUUCAGCUUGAUGACAUCAACAUAACCUGUUAUGUGUUUUCCAGGUUACCGCUGAACCCGCGAGGAAUCAGGCUGUUACCCAGCAUCCUGUCAAAGCGCGCCAGCUUCACCAUCAGUCUCUUCCAGAUGAUUAAUUACUCCAUGGCAUACCUACACUGCGAUCUGAGCAUCUGCCUCAGGAACCAUACCGAGUGUGAGAGGCAGUGUCUUCAGCACAGAGACCUCUUCUCUGAAGAGGGUCCAGAGGCUAUCACCAAUCUGAGGAACCGCAUAUCCUUUGGUCCCAUGUUGAAAGGAGCAGAGAAUUCUUCUCUCCCGGGGGAGAUGGAUACAGCAGCUGAGAUGGAGAUUAUGCUUGUCAUCCUGGGGAUGGUGGUGGGGUGUUCGCUGAUGACGGGGACACUGCUGCUUCUCUGGAUGGCCUAUAGACGGCGGAGGGCCGAUUGGAUGGUUUACUCAGAGUCCAGAGCGUGCUGCGGCUGCCUGCGUAGAGGAGACAUGAUCUUACCAUAGCCAAGUAGGAGACAAUGGUCAAUCACUUCAGCCUGCAGACCAGACCCUGACCAGAAUCAAUCCAAUUCACUCCUAUCACACGUGACACCCGGGCAGAGCUUCUGUGGUCCCAUAUCUCACUCCCUUCACCGAAGCAGUGAAUGCCUUACCUUUACCCUGUACUAAUAUGACACAGAAACACAUGUACAGAACAGAUUAUCUUGGUCAAUUUUUUUGCAUGGUAACAAUGGCUAAUUCACCAAACAACCGUGCACAGUGAAGAUGAAUUGACGAUCAAGAGUGUUUUAUGAUCAUGUGAAUUUUAACACGAUGUGCGUAUUGUGUAUACACCAUAUUAUUAUUUCUAGUCUCUUGUACUAAGUCCUCUAACCCUGCCACUAUCUGGAAGUAAUUGUUUGUUAAAAAAAAGUUUAUUAUCCUCUCAAUGAUUCUCAAUCAUCAUCUCAAGCAUGACGCAUAUUAUCAUACCAAUUCUGGCCAAUUGCUUUUAAAAACAAUACAGAUCACGGGCUACUUUCACUAAGACACAAAUGACACAGACAACUUAUUAACAUCUCUGUCUGCACUACUUCAUCAUGAACCAUAUUACCUCAAAUGCUACAACAGUUUGUUCCUGAUUUGCCACAACCUCAAAUGAUUAAACAACUUCCACAAUG
Oncorhynchus nerka (sockeye salmon) is the source of this 5325-nucleotide messenger RNA. RefSeq lists its product as uncharacterized. The record is from RefSeq and is a predicted model, not a curated record. Bases 86 to 4669 code for a protein of 1527 amino acids. The transcript has 6 exons. Lineage: Eukaryota; Metazoa; Chordata; Actinopteri; Salmoniformes; Salmonidae.